This is a messenger RNA of Talpa occidentalis (Iberian mole), 1608 nucleotides long. Its product is annotated as flavin-containing monooxygenase 5-like. The record is from RefSeq and is a predicted model, not a curated record. The transcript is spliced from 8 exons. Lineage: Eukaryota; Metazoa; Chordata; Mammalia; Eulipotyphla; Talpidae. The coding region runs from base 1 to 1608 and encodes 535 amino acids. Gene Ontology annotation, molecular function: flavin adenine dinucleotide binding; N,N-dimethylaniline monooxygenase activity; NADP binding.
AUGCCGGGCAAAAGAAUUGCAGUCAUUGGCGCAGGGGUCAGUGGAUUAGGUGCCAUUAAGAACUGUCUGGAGGUAGGACUGGAGCCCACCUGUUUUGAAGUAAGCGACGACAUUGGAGGACUGUGGAGAUACAAGGAGAAGACUGAAGGGGGCCGGCCAAGUAUCUACAGAUCUGCCACGAGCAACACAUCCAAGGAGAUGACAGCCUACAGUGACUUCCCAUUCCCUGAUCACUUUCCCAACUACAUGCACCACUCCAAACUCAUGGAGUACAUCAGGAUGUACGUCAGACACUUUCACCUCAUUAAGCACAUCCGGUUUCUGACGAGGGUAUGCAGCGUGAGGAAGCGUCCCGACUUCUCCUGCACGGGACAGUGGGAUGUGGUGGUGGAGACUGAGGGGAAGCAGGAGUCCUAUGUCUUUGACGGGAUCAUGGUGUGUACUGGCCUUUAUUCUGAGCCUGUCUUGCCACUGGAGAGCUUUCCAGGGAUCAAGAGGUUCAAAGGUGAAUAUAUGCACACUUGGGAAUACAAGAGUCCAGAGAAAUUUCAGGGGAAGAGAAUCGUUGUGGUCGGUAUUGGAAAUUCUGGAGUUGACUUGGCAAUUGAGCUCAGUCAUGUAACCCCACAGGUAUUUCUCAGCACAAGGAGGGGUUCAUGGAUCUGGAACCGGGUCUGGGAUAAUGGGAUGCCCAUGGACAUUGCUCUCUUCACUCGUUUUAACUCCAACCUCAACAAACUGUACCCUGCCUUCUUAAUCAACCGAUGGACAGAGAAGAAAUUAAAUGCACGAUUUAACCAUGAUGUGUAUGGAUUGCAACCUAAACACAGAUUUCUGAGCCACCAAUCUACUAUCAGUGAUGAUCUACCCAAUCACAUAAUUUCUGGAAAAAUUGUGAUGAAACCAAAUAUAAGAGAAUUCACUGAGACAUCAGUCACCUUUGAGGAUGGCACAGAAGAAGACAUUGAUCUUGUUAUAUUUGCCACAGGAUACAAGUUCUCUUUCCCUUUUUUGGAAAGUGACUCAACAGUUCUGGAUAGCCAGUGCACCAUGUUUAAAUUUGUGUUCCCGCCUCUGCUAGAGAAGCCAACACUAGCUUUCAUUGGCAUCCUUCAGCCAGUGGGCGCCACCAUCCCCACCUCAGAGAUCCAGAGCCGAUGGGCUGCUCAUAUAUUCAAAGGACUGAACACGUUACCUUCAGUGAGUGACAUGAUGGCUGAUAUCACAAAGAAGAGGGAAAAAAUGGAAACAGAAUUCCUGAAUAACCCCCGGGACACGCGCAGAGUGUGCUAUGUCGACUACAUGGACGACAUUGCCUCUGAAAUAGGGGUGAAGCCCAACCUGUUCUCCCUCCUUUUGCGGGAUCCCAAGCUGGCUCUGAGGAGUUUCUUUGGACCGUGCACACCAUACCAGUACCGCCUGCAGGGGCCAGGCAGCUGGGCUGGGGCCCGGGAAGCCAUCAUGACCCAGAGGGAGCGCAUCAUCAAGCCCCUGCGGACCCGCAGCCUGGCCUGUGCCCACCCUGGGCACUCAGGGCCAUGCUGGUUUAAAAGUGUCUGCUUUGCCCUUCUCGUCCUUGUUCUCACUAUAGUCAUUCUUAAACAGUGA